Trematosphaeria pertusa is the source of this 1739-nucleotide messenger RNA. RefSeq lists its product as uncharacterized. The record is from RefSeq and is a predicted model, not a curated record. The transcript has 2 exons. Lineage: Eukaryota; Fungi; Ascomycota; Dothideomycetes; Pleosporales; Trematosphaeriaceae. Bases 239 to 1711 code for a protein of 490 amino acids.
UCUCGGCAUCCGCGGGUCGUUGGUAAUUGUCUACUAUUUCUAGUCCUUCGACUCUCUAUACACGAUCGUUCUUUCGAAAAGCGAAUAUCAGAGAAGGCUCUCAAACUGUCUUUCCAAUCCUUCCCUCACGUCCUAAGCAGUCUAACAUAUUCUCACCCCGUUUCACAUAAAGCUUGUCGAGUCCACAGUCUCAUAUUCUUUAUCAUCUCAAUAUCUUAUCAGCCGCUCUUCAGCCAAAAUGAAUCUUAAGCAGAAGAGAGACACGCUCAAGCGUAACGCUGGCUUCGAUGGUACCAUUACCCUCUUGGGCAACACGCACAACCUUGGGAUCCCUGACGCGGAUUUCCGCCAUGAGGUUUAUGCUGAUACGGAUGCGCCGGUCCAAGAGAAGAAGCCAGCGCCGAAGAAGGAGAAGCUCGAUAUGAAGGCGCUGCUUGAGGAGGCCGAGAUAGGGGAUCCCUCGACGCCUAGCACAUCCGCACCUGCAAAAAAAGAUGAUGAAGGGAGGGCUGCAGAGGGCACGCCCUCUGGCGCAGCGGAAUACGACCCCGCAGCACCACAAAUGGCGCUCCCCGAUCUCCUACGAAAAAUCCAAGAAAACUCACGCAUUCGCGCCGCCCGCGACGCCACGCCGUGCUACACGCAUAAUCCGCAUCUCCUCAACCACGCCGUCGCCGGCGCCCCCUACACGCACUCCCUCUGCCGCCGCUGCGCGCCCCGCCGCAAAUGCCGCCAGCACCGAGAGAUGUUCACGCAGCAGACGAGCAUCUCGCUGUGCCCGCACAGUUACAUGACGCUGUACUGGGCGGUCAAUGAUCCGGAUAAUCGGAGAUGUAGUUGGAAGUUGGAGAUUAGGGACUAUUGGGGGAGGAGUGAGUGGGAGGAAAGGGAGGGCAGGAGGGAGCAUGGGGGGUGUAGGGUUUAUAGGCCGAGGGAGAGGGUGGAGAGGUUAGUAAGUAGGGUGCUGUGGGAUAUGAGGGCGGAGAGGGAGCCGCUUAGGGGGAAUGAGAGGGUGGUGAGGGAUGAGCUGUAUGCGCUGCUCGGCGCUUGGGAGCGUGCGAAUAUGCUGAGGGUAGAGAGGCAAGAGAGGAGGAAAGAGCAAGAAAGGCGGGCUCAAGAGAAGCUUGCUGAGACGCUGAGGGUCAUUCAGGAGAUAAAGGAAAAGGAGGAGGCGAGCAAGAAGCGCAAGCGUUCCGUCGAGGAAGGCGAAGUGGUGGAGAGUGUAGAGGUCGGACACGUGAACAAGAAGGCAAGAGCGGAAUCUCUCAAACCUUCAUCUACCCAGCAGCCGACUCCUCCAAAGUCUUCCUCGCCGACGCCCGAGCCAGUCAAGUCUGCCACUCCACAGCCUGAAUCUUUCCCGCCCGCGGCAGACGUAUCGCCCGAGCCUACCGUUCCAUCAUCUCUAAAAUCUGUCUUAUCCACGCCUGAACAGACACAACUUUCUCCUCCCACUGCACGUAUUAGCCCUCCGAGCUCCGCAUCCAACAAACUUAAGCGCUCCAUGUCCUCUUCUCCCACCCCUUCAGCAAAGAAAUCCAAGAAAGUGCGUUGGGCAGAAGACAUCGAGGCCUCACAUGAUAUUGAGCAUCCUCGCAUCAUGUCGCCGGUAUAUAUACGCGAAGAAGACAAAGGGAGGUUCUCGCCGGUUGAGGUUGUGGGUAGGGAUUUCGAGGAUGAGGUCGAUUACGAAGACGGAGAUUUGGACUGAAGGAGCUAAAGCGGUAAUAACAUAGCGG